AUGAGGCCAGUUGUUGCCGCAACAACAAACUCAACGGUUUGUUACUUGCCACACCACCCAGUAAUUAAUCCGGAUAAACAGACUACCAAACUUCGAGUGGUUUUCAACGCCUCGAAUAAAACUUCAAACGGGAAAAGUCUUAAUGACAUUUUACAUGUGGGUCCCACACUGCAAUUGGAUUUAGCCCUGCUUAUCCUUAGGUGGAGACUUUUUAAAUUUGUUUUUAAUUGCGACAUCACACAGAUGUACCGCCAAAUACGUGUCGAUCCGGCCCAUACUCCACUGCAACGUAUUGUUUUUCGGGAUUCUCCUGAAAAACCUGUACAGAACUUUGAAUUGCAAACAGUGACAUUUGGCGUAAAUUGCGCCCCCUACUUGGCCAUACGUACGCUUUUACAAUUAGCAGACGAUACUGACGAUGAAUAUCCGCUUGCUGCGCACAUACUUCCAAUUCAUCUGGAAGCUACUUCUGAUUUGUCUACGACAACAUUUUUAGCAGCCUUCCAACGUUUCAUAUCCCGACGUGGCUGUCCAAAAACUAUUUUCUCUGAUAACGGCACCAACUUCGUUGGAGCUUCUAGAGAAUUAGAUCGAGAUUUCAAAAUCGUAGUGCAGGAAUGUCGUAAUGGUUUGUGUUGCCAGUAUCAAUUUCAAGAACUUUCGUGGCAAUUUAUACCUGCCGGCGCUCCCCAUAUGGGUGGCCUGUGGGAAGCCGCUGUAAAAAGUUUUAAACUUCAUUUCCGUAAACAAGCUAAGAACUUAAAAUUCACAUUCGAAGAGUUAUCGACGAUACUCUCCCGAAUAGAAGCUUGUUUAAAUUCUCGUCCUUUGUGUCCCAUGAACGACGACUUCCAAAAUACGGUAGCACUUACCCCAGGUCAGUUUUUAAUUGGAUCUCCGAUCCUAGCUCCCCCUGGUGAAUCGGUUCCGGAAACUGAAAGCUCUGACUCAACAACUCUGCCUUCGGUGGAAAGAUGA
This is a messenger RNA of Musca vetustissima, 978 nucleotides long. RefSeq lists its product as uncharacterized. The record is from RefSeq and is a predicted model, not a curated record. NCBI's taxonomy places the organism in Eukaryota, Metazoa, Arthropoda, Insecta, Diptera, Muscidae. The transcript is spliced from 2 exons. The coding region runs from base 1 to 978 and encodes 325 amino acids. Gene Ontology annotation, biological process: DNA integration. Gene Ontology annotation, molecular function: nucleic acid binding.